Molecule: messenger RNA, 1311 nt
Organism: Lindgomyces ingoldianus
Lineage: Eukaryota; Fungi; Ascomycota; Dothideomycetes; Pleosporales; Lindgomycetaceae
Exons: 12
Coding region: 1-1311 (436 amino acids)
Source: RefSeq, a predicted model, not a curated record
AUGCAAAGACGCGCUAGCUACCAGUAUACUGCCGCUACCCCCACCCCGUUCAGAAACCCGGGGGGGGAGCAACUGCAAAUUAAGAUCUCGGAUUAUGCCGAGUGCCACAAGACGCAGAACCGUAUUGCUCAGCGCAACUACCACAAGUCCUGUGACCGCUCGUACAGGAAUAAGCCCAAGAAAAGGUUCGAAAACCUCAAGGGCCUAGCCACCUCUGAAUGUGCUUCCUCAGUACAGAAGCCCGUAGAGCUGCAGCAACCCUUCCAUAGCCAAGUCCGACUCCCCCCUUUGUCGUAUUCGACUUACCCAGCCCCCGACUCGGUGUCUUACACCGCCGCGGAUGUAUCCACCACGAUGACUCCGGAAAUGUCGAGGUACCCUCCCUCUUUUCCACCACUCCUCACAGCUUACCCAAAAAUAGCGAAUAGCCCUAUGGACUCGAUAAAUAGUGGAUGCUGCGGCGACGAUGAGAUAAGCCCUUUUGGUGUACACUAUGCGAAGAUAGCGGGGAUGACGGAACUCGUCUCUGCGGGAUAUUUAUUUGAAUGCCCUUCAACUGUGAAGUUCUUGCUAGUCUUAACCUCGAUCCUACACCAGCUUGCAUCCUUUUACAUGAACGAACUCGCCAACCAACUUGGAAGUGAAGAGCACGACUUGUUGGAUUCUUGGGGUGUAAAGCCAUUUAAACAGGCCUCACCAAGUUCUCCAAGCAACGCCAUGUCACCUUGGUCGGCAGCCACCAGCCAUGCAUCCAACUACAACGAGAAGAAAAAUAUCGUGAAUGUGGGGAGUUCGAGAAGGAAGGAGAGGGCCGGACAGUGUGAAAUCUCUCGUUUAUGCUCAUCUGCAGAGAAUGAACGUUGGUCGUUGCUCGGGGUUAUUGCAAGACAUUACAUUCAAUUGGAUAUCAGACUCAAUCAAACAUCUUUACGUCAAAGAACCUACCAGCUUUUCAUCAUGAAGCUCUUCUACACGUUGUCUCUCUCAACUGCCAUGCUCAUGGCGGCUGUCUCCAGUCUUCCUACUACGGAAGAUAGCAUCACCGAAUUUCCCCUGGAAACUUUGCCAUUUAUCCCAGAUCUCCCGGAAGGGUCCCCGCCAGUCGUUUUCAACGCUGACGGAUCAGUUCUCACUCGGAGGCAGGUUAGUAGAUCAAUUGGUGUGGACGUCUACUAUGAUCCGAAUGGAGGAGGAAGGCAUGAAAAAUUGUGGGUCUUUGAUAAUGGUUGCUUCGACCUAGGAAAUGGUUGGGAUGACCAGAUUACGAGUUUGAAUGUCCCGGGAGAUGUUGGAUGUAACUUCUACCGGUAA